GUGUGGUGGUUUAUAUUUUUCGGGGUUUUUAUUAUGCCUCGAAGCAUUUCAGGAAUUAAUCGAUGGCGAGAUUAAUUUAUCGUGUUUAAUCGUUAGUUCGUACGGAGGACGAAUUCGAAUCAAAAAUCAAGAAAGCAUUGCUUUAAAUAAAGAAAAUUUUAUUAAAACAAUUUCAGUUUAUUCGGUUUAUCGGGCCUGUGGAACAGUUGUGCAACAAUUAAUUCAUGGAGUUUUUUGGCGAAACGGAAAACAAACUGUUGCAGCAUGA
Messenger RNA from Dentiscutata heterogama, 268 nucleotides. Lineage: Eukaryota; Fungi; Glomeromycota; Glomeromycetes; Diversisporales; Gigasporaceae. The record is from the annotation of a GenBank genome assembly.